This is a messenger RNA of Sceloporus undulatus (fence lizard), 453 nucleotides long. RefSeq names its product ATP-binding cassette sub-family C member 2-like. Gene Ontology annotation, biological process: transmembrane transport. The transcript has 2 exons. Gene Ontology annotation, molecular function: ATP binding; ATP hydrolysis activity; ATPase-coupled transmembrane transporter activity. NCBI's taxonomy places the organism in Eukaryota, Metazoa, Chordata, Lepidosauria, Squamata, Phrynosomatidae. The annotation marks the transcript as partial. Gene Ontology annotation, cellular component: apical plasma membrane. The record is from RefSeq and is a predicted model, not a curated record.
UGGGCUGUCUUCCAAGACAAGGCCAGUAGAGCUGAGCAUGGCUCUCUUCUUCUGCAGGGCAUUAACUUGAGUGGUGGUCAAAAGCAACGUGUCAGCCUGGCUAGAGCUGUAUACAACAAUGCAGACAUCUAUGUGUUGGAUGAUCCUCUCUCGGCUGUGGAUUCCCAUGUUGGCCGGCACAUUUUUGACAAAGUCCUGGGGCCUGAUGGGCUGCUGCGAGAUAAGACACGAAUCCUGGUGACUCACAGCCUAAGCUUCCUGGCCCAAGUGGAUGACAUUGUAAUGCUGGUGGAUGGAGCUGUCUCUGAAAAGGGUUCUUAUAGUACAUUGUUGGCUAAUGGCGGAGAGUUUGCUCAGCUGCUCAACACAUAUGGGAGACAGCAGGAAGACAAGCCUGAAGAGGAAGCCACAGGUUAGUGGCAUGACAUUGUACAGAUAUAGGAUGGGGGACAC